Lolium rigidum is the source of this 1876-nucleotide messenger RNA. RefSeq lists its product as uncharacterized. Gene Ontology annotation, molecular function: RNA binding. The record is from RefSeq and is a predicted model, not a curated record. The coding region runs from base 1 to 1026 and encodes 341 amino acids. The transcript is spliced from 8 exons. Lineage: Eukaryota; Viridiplantae; Streptophyta; Magnoliopsida; Poales; Poaceae.
AUGGCUGCAGCACGCACCCGCCCGCUUGUGAUCGCCGCCGUCAUCAUGGCGGUGGCCAUGGUUUCCACCGGCGGCGGAGUUCGCGCCGACGACCCGUACCAGGUCCUGGAGGCCCACGGCCUGCCGAGAGGCGUGCUACCUCUGGGAGCGGUCGACUACCACCUGGACCCGGUGAGUGGCCAGUUCGACGUCACCCUCCCGUCGCAGUGCGACGUCACUGCGGGCUCACGUACCGUAAGGUACGAGGCGAGCGUCUCCGGUACGAUCAACAACGACACCCUCUCAGAUCUCAACGGCGUCGCCGUGGACUUCGUCUUCUGGAUCCCGAUAUCUUCAGUCAGGAAGGACGGCGCCGAUCUCAUCUUCACGGCAGGGCCAGCCCGGGAAUCAUUCCCGAUCCGCCCUCGACGCGCCGACCCUCCCCGGUCCGACCUCGAGGAGCGCGAGCGCGCCUUCGCCGCCGGCGGGGGCCCGUACGUCGACCCCGACGAGCUCGCCAGGCGCGAGGACAAGCGCAAGGCCGCCGACAUCGACCGCGAGCUCAGCGAGUUGAAGGCCAGGAAGAACUCGCGCAUCUCCGGAUCUGCUUCGACCUCGGCACAUGGAGACAAGAAGGGUGGAACUCGAGAGAACGGAGUAAAAACUGACAAGGGGAAUUAUUUGAAGGUUUCAUGGGAAGGUGGAGCAGAUUACUAUACUGCUGCAAAGUUGGAGGACAUCUUUAAGCAAUUCGGCAAGGUUGAAGACAUUGUGAUCAAGACCAAAAAAUCAAGGAACAGGGGUUCAGCAAUUGUUGUCAUGGCUUCUAAAGAGGCAGCAAAAACCGCACUGAAGAACCAUUCUGUGUACAAUGUCUUCCCGGUCCCAUUAAUGGUUGCUCCUGUUGAAGAAUCGGGUCCAGCGUUCGCAACUCCACCAUCUGAACCACCGAGGGCGAUCAACAUUGAUGGAACUGGAUUCGUUGAUAUGGAAGCGUCGGUAUUCCGGAAACUUCAAGAGGCCCAUAAGAGGAAGCAAUGUGGAUAACUGGUGCUUUGCGGAACAUGAGCUUGCAACUUACAGAGUACAUUUUGGUGUCACAAGUCACACCAGCUGAGGAUCAUCAGUAGUUCUGGACAGUUCAGAUACAUAUUCGGAACAAAUUUCAGGCACGUGGAGACAAGAAGGGUGCAACUCGAGAGAACGGAGUAAAAACUGACAAGGGGAAUUAUUUGAAGGUUUCAUGGGAUGGUGGAGCAGAUUACUAUACUGCUGCAAAGUUGGAGGAGAUCUUUAAGCAAUUCGGCAAGGUUGAAGACAUUGUGAUCAAGACCAAAAAAUCAAGGAACAGGGGUUCAGCAAUUGUUGUCAUGGCUACUAAAGAGGCAGCAAAAACCGCACUGAAGAACCAUUCUGUGUACAAUGUCUUCCCGGUCCCAGUAAUGGUUACUCCUAUUGAAGAAUCGGGUGGCUCACCAGCAUUCGCAACUCCACCAUCUGAGCCACCGAGUACAAUCAACAUUGAUGGAACUGGAUUUGUUGAUAUGGAAGAGUUGGUAUUCCGGAAACUUCAAGAGGUCCAGAAGAGGAAGCAAUGUGGAUAAUUGGUGCUUGGAGGAACAUGAGCUAGCAACUUACAGAUGACAUCUGCUGUCACAGGUCACAACAGCUGAGGAUCAUCAGGACAGUUCAGUUAGAAAGUCGGAGCAGUUUUUUUGAUUUUGUUGCUGAUAUAUUGUUGUCAUUCCUGCAUAUGCUUGACCCAAGCUGUACCCAGUUACUGUCAUUGCGUGCGUGUACUUCGACUAUGUAUUCUUAACUUCUUACAGGUAUGUUUUUUUGGAGUAAUUUGUACUCCUAUAGGAAGUGAAAGGAAAACAAAACCCUCCACUGUUCA